This is a messenger RNA of Colossoma macropomum (tambaqui), 1944 nucleotides long. It is a transcript of the gene faf2, whose product is annotated as Fas associated factor family member 2. NCBI's taxonomy places the organism in Eukaryota, Metazoa, Chordata, Actinopteri, Characiformes, Serrasalmidae. Bases 68 to 1405 code for a protein of 445 amino acids. The record is from RefSeq and is a predicted model, not a curated record. Gene Ontology annotation, cellular component: endoplasmic reticulum. The transcript has 11 exons. Gene Ontology annotation, molecular function: ubiquitin binding.
GGGCUGAAACGUCAUCACGUCGCACUUAAACGUCAACACGUCGCGGUGGGGGGACUGGCGAGGUAAGAUGGCGGCGCCAGAGGAGCAGGAAUUAUCUCAGGCUCAGACUGAGAAACUCCUCCAGUUUCAGGACCUGACAGGACUGGAGUCAAUGGACCAAUGUCGCCGCACGUUAGAACAGCACAAUUGGAACAUUGAGGCCGCCGUACAAGACAGACUAAAUGAGCAGGAAGGAGUUCCGAGUGUCUUUAACCCGCCACCCUCCAGACCCUUACAGGUCAACACAGCAGACCACAGAGUGUAUAGCUAUAUAGUCUCAAGGCCACAGCCUAGAGGGUUAUUAGGUUGGAGUUAUUAUUUGAUAAUGCUCCCAUUCAGGUUUACGUAUUACACUCUUCUGGACAUAUUCAGGUUUGCCCUGAGAUUCAUUAGGCCAGAUCCACGGGGUCGUGUCACAGAUCCUGUUGGAGACGUUGUGUCCUUUAUUCAUAGUUUUGAAGAGAAAUAUGGGCGAUCACAUCCGGUUUUCUACCAGGGAACAUAUAGUCAGGCUCUGAAUGAUGCCAAACGAGAACUUCGCUACUUGUUAGUUUACCUUCAUGGCGAAGACCACCAGGACACUGAUGAAUUCUGCAGAAACACAUUAUGUACUGAAGAGGUACUCACCUUCAUCAACACAAGGAUGCUCUUCUGGGCAUGCUCCACUAGCAGGCCUGAAGGAUACAGAGUGUCUCAGGCCUUGCGGGAGAACACGUAUCCCUUCUUGGCCAUGAUCAUGCUGAAGGACCGCAAGAUGACAGUGGUGGGCCGGCUGGAGGGUCUGAUCCAGCCAGAGGAUCUCAUUAACCAGCUCACCUUCAUCAUGGAAGCCAAUCAGACCUAUCUGAUGUCCGAACGGCUAGAGAGAGAGGAAAGGAACCAGACACAGGUGUUGCGGCAGCAACAGGAUGAGGCAUACCUGGCCUCCCUGCGCGCAGACCAGGAGAAGGAGCGGAAGAGGAGGGAGGAGCAGGAGCAGAGACGGCAGGAGGAGGAGGCUGCCCGCCAGAGCGUUCUGGCUGAGGAGAGGAGACGCAGGACACUUGAAGAGGAAAAAGAGCGGAAGUCUGAGUGUCUGCCCCCUGAGCCGGCUCUGGACGACCCAGACAGCGUCAAAAUAGUGUUCAAACUGCCUAAUGACACACGUGUAGAGCGGCGGUUCCUCUUCUCUCAGUCUCUGACGGUAAUCUAUGACUUCCUGUUUUCCUUGAGAGAGACUCCAGAGAAAUUCCAAAUUGUAACGAACUUCCCGCGCCGGGUGCUGCCCUGUCUGCCCACAGAGGAGCAGCCAAACCCCCCUACGCUGAAGGAGGCCGGCCUGAGCCGGUCAGAGGUCCUAUUCGUGCAGGACCUCACAGACGAUUGACAUUUAGCUCAACUCCCUAUUCCUUGCAUACGACUUCACUCAUCCCCUCCAGCCCCGUUUUUCUUUUCAGUUCUGUGAAACGGCCACUGUGUACAAGGGAUCACUGAAAUUUCCUUUAAUUCAAUUAAGGAUCCGACCCACCCUCCCCACAGGUAACAUCUUAUGUAAGCUGAGUGCAAGAUAAACGGCCCUGUAAAUAUGACCUAGAUAUUUAAAGAGAAGCCUGAAUACAGUCCACAAUACUUUUUUUUUGUUUUGUUUUGUUUUUUUAACGCAAAUCAAAGUCGACCAUAUAAUGUAUCUGCCAUACAAUGACCAAACGAGAGCUGAUUGAAGUAUCUGACAUAACAAAUUGACUUCACCAGGGGAUAAAAAAAGGCCACAGCUUUUCUAUGUGGCUCUGUAUCUAUAGUAGUAAAGUCUGCCCAUAGUGUGCCUGUGGUAACUCAUGAAUGCCUAUUUUGCCCAUCUUCCAUCUGACUGGGCUGGUCAUGUAAAGAUGUAAUUUUCCAAUUCUAAAUUAAACAUUUUAAAAUGUC